UAUCAUAGUUGCAUAAAAAGACCAUCAAACACUCCUUGGUAGCUCCUUUAAAGGCACUAAGCACAUGAAAAUGGAACAAAUGUUGCCAAACAGGCCUAUCAUUUUUAGGUCAGGUGCUUCAGACAUUGAGUAAAGUUAAUAGGCAUGUAAAAAAAAAAUUGUUUUUCCUAAAUUAGACUCAGUAUUUGAAUCACUUCUUAAAUAAUAACGUAUUUACUGAUUUAUUGAAGUACAAAUUUUCGUUCUUUAAAAAUAUCUUUGAGGCCAAUUUCUAAGUCCUCUUUUUAUUUUCUGCUGCAGGUUUCCCAUUUCUCUCACACCAUUUCUAAAGAGGGUACAAUGCAUUUUCUAAUGAGAACACUUAACAUCUGGAAGGUGUCACAUUAACGCCGUUUCUCUCAUCACAGAUGCUAUUGAAGAUACUGAGCAUUUCCAGCAAUUUUUGUUUUAAUUUCAGAUUUCCAGUGUUUGCAGGUUAUUUUUUGGCUUUUAGGUUAUAUUUGCAUCUCGCUUCUUUGGAAAAGCCUCCUCUCGUCCAGGAGUUUGGACAAGAGGCGCAUGCUACUGAUGUGCUAGCACUUGUGAUUCCAGGAGCUGUCCUGCGUACACUGCGUUUGCGAAAGAAACCAUAAUAAUUUACAAUGCACAAGCAGUAGUUGUAAAGAUCACAGCUACGCUGAAUUUUCUUUCAUAAUGGCUGCCAUUAACAACAUUACUAAAGGUGAGCAUGACAACACGUAAAGCAAGUGAAAGAAGGUUGCAAAUGUAGGCAUUAUGCAUUAAACGUUCAUGGAGUAACGAACAUUCCCAAUGCCUCGUAGGUCUAAAAUGUCACUUUUAACAUCUCUCAGAUGUGGUAGAGCUGUCAUUCGCCUUUCUUCCGCUCCUUUGCAUGUGCCAGGGUACCAUGGAAAUGGUGCAAGCGGUGUUCCCUGACUCAGUGGCACUGACACACUUAAGACUAUCUACAGGAGUACGUCGUGGAUAGUGGAAAUUAUUACUAGUUAACGUUUCUUUUGUUUUCUAGCACGAUUUGAUAUUCAAUUAGUUUCUGCUCUCUUAAGAGAAUGCACAGUUGUUGGAUUUCUUUCAUUUGGGUGAGAAAGCUCCAGGAUGUCUAAACAUCUGUUUAUGGGUUAAUAGAAAAGGCACAUAUGUGAUGUAUGUACAGAAAAUGCAUAACACCUACAUUUUCUAUACGUAGGGUCUACGGUGGUGCAUCAUUUUAAAGCCUGGUAUGCUGAAAUCAUAACUUCCAGUUUUUUGACUUGUCACCAACAUAAUCCGGGGACAGACUACGUGAGUUGCUGCAUUCACUCAGCGCGGCUGGAUCGGCCAAGCCAAGGCGGUUGCGCUUGCUCCAGGCAGAAAUCGAACGCUGACCCAGGGAUGGAGCGAGCGGCCCCGAAUGUCGUGACGUCACUGGGCUACCAGGCGACGCAGGUCUCGUCACCAGGGCGACGGUAGGACCAGGUAACCCCCGUGGUAACGAGCGCCGCGGUAACUGUACAUACACGCAGAGAGCAGGCCGCGGCCGACGGGGAACGGCGGCCGUGACAGGGCGAUGUUGAUCUCCUGGUUGGUUUAUCUGCAGCUGAAGUUUAAUCCUCCAGCAUUUCAGAGAAGGAAUGUUUAGUCUCAUGGCUAAUUGCUGCUCAUGGCUAAAAAGUUGGCGAGAACCUGUCAGGAAGGUGACUCUGGUAAUGGUGGGAUUGGAUAAUGCUGGAAAAACUGCAACCGUGAAAGGGAUUCACGGAGAAUCUGCAGAAGAUAUAGCUCCUACAGUGGGUUUUUCGAGAAUUGAUAUAAAACAGGACAAAUUUGAAGUCACCAUUUUUGACUUAGGCGGAGGGAAAAGAAUCAGAGCUAUUUGGAAGAAUUAUUAUGCUGAAUCCUUUGGUGUUAUUUUUGUUGUGGACUCCAGUGAUGUUGAUCGAAUGGAAGAAGCUAAAGAAACUGUGGCCGAAGUCAUAAGGCAUCCUAGGAUUUCUGGAAAACCUGUACUGGUAUUGGCAAACAAACAAGAUUGUGAUGGAGCUUUAGCAGAGGCUGAUAUCAUAGAGUACCUUUCAUUGGAGAAGUUGGUCAAUGAUAAUAAAUGCCUCUGCCAAAUUGAACCAUGUUCUGCUGUUUUGGGAUAUGGAAAAAAAUUGGACAAGGCCAUUAAGAAAGGCCUUACUUGGCUUUUGGUUACCAUAGCAAAGGAUUAUGAUAGCCUACAAGAACGGGUUCAAAAAGAUGCAAUGGAGCAGAAGGCGCAGGAAGAACAAGAGAAACGAGAACGUGCAGAAAGAGUACGAAAAAUACGAGAGGAGAGAGAACUGAAAGAAAGGGAAGAUGCUGAAAAAGGAGGACAACCUUUAAAUCAAGAUGAUGGUGAUGAACCAGAUCCACAAACAAACCCCUUUCAACCUAUAUCCAAGGUCAUUUCUGUGAAUGAAGAGAAAAUCAAAAGACAGAAAGAAAAGAACAAUCCAAAACCUAAUGGAGAACCUCUACUAAAUAUUGCAGAAAAUGAAUCAUCUAAGACAGAAAAGAGUACUGGGGAUGAUAUUCAAAAUGGUCACCAAGUGAAAUUGGGUGCCAAUGCAGAAGCAUUAACAGAUCAGCUAGAAGAAACUGGGUAUCACCGGAAAAUGCAAGACUCUGGGAAGAGAAAAAUCAAGAAGAUUCACAUGAAGAGAAAGAAUAAGGUAGAACCAGUCAGUGUAGAUGAUGACUCUGAAAAUUCAAGUCCACCACCUCUGCCUGUUGGCUGGGGUACUCCCAAAGUUACCAGACUUCCAAAACUUGAACCCCUUGGUGAAACCCAGCACAAUGAUUUUUACAAUAAGCCAUUGCCACCAGUACCAACGAGUCAGAAACCAAAUUCCGAGGCCCAUGAUGUCAUCUCCUAGCAAAAAGACCUGUGGGACCUAUCAUCAAGAAGGAAAAGAAUUGAAUAAUGCUCCAGGAAUUGAUCCUUUGUUGAAAGAUGCUGUAUUGAAAUGGCAUUGGCUUGAUAGCAAUACAAAAAGUGGUAGGUAUAGAUAGACUUCGAGGAAAGUUUUGUAAAGAUAUAUUAGCUAUGUGGCAUCUUCUGCAGUCUUGGUAAGAAGAACAGGUGGUGAGGUGAUACACUACAGAAGUUUUCCUUCUGCUUAAACCAGAGAUAGCUGGUAUAAAAAGUCAGGGGGAAGGGAUGGAGCAAGAGCUGGCAGGUGACAGCUUGGA
Molecule: messenger RNA, 3213 nt
Organism: Pristis pectinata (smalltooth sawfish)
Lineage: Eukaryota; Metazoa; Chordata; Chondrichthyes; Rhinopristiformes; Pristidae
Gene: arl13b
Product: ADP-ribosylation factor-like 13b
Exons: 12
Coding region: 1629-2897 (422 amino acids)
Biological process (GO): receptor localization to non-motile cilium; non-motile cilium assembly
Cellular component (GO): ciliary membrane; motile cilium; non-motile cilium
Molecular function (GO): GTPase activity; GTP binding
Source: RefSeq, a predicted model, not a curated record